UGCUUGUGAGAAGAAGAGGCACAGGCUCAGUCUCUAAUACCGCCCUGGUGCAAAAUAUACUUCAGUACAGAGCACAUUUCUUAAUUAAGGUUAACUUUGUUUCGUAAAAUGAACCGGACUGAGAAAAUACAGAACUCGCCGUGAUUGUUGGUGCGGAAUUCACAUCCUAGUGGUCCUUAUAUCAAGCAACUAGCUCGUGUAGUCUUCACAGAGGAAUAGUGUGACUGGCCAGUCAACGGCUCAUCCUAAAGCCAGAAAGCGUGUACAAACCAGGCACCAACGAUACUGGAUCAAAUAAACAUAAUUUUAGCAACUCUGGCAGACAAGCCCACCUUCUUUCACUCAAAGGCUUGGACUUUAGAGCUCUAUGCCAGCAAUUAUGACAAUGUUAGCCGACCACGCAGCCAGACAGCUGCUGGACUUUAACCAGAAACUGGAUAUCAACCUGCUGGAUAAUGUGGUCAACUGUCUGUACCAUGGGGUUGGGCCACAGCAAAGAAUGGCCCAGGAGGUGCUGACUCAUUUGAAGGAGCACCCAGACGCUUGGACACGUGUUGACACUAUUCUGGAGUUUUCUCAGAAUAUGAACACCAAAUACUAUGCUCUGCAGAUUCUGGAAACAGUUAUUAAAACAAGAUGGAAGAUUUUGCCCAGAAACCAGUGUGAAGGCAUUAAAAAGUAUGUUGUGGGCCUCAUUAUCAAGACAUCAUCAGAUGCAGCCAAUGUUGAGAAAGAGAAAGUGUACAUUGGAAAACUCAACAUGAUACUAGUACAGAUACUGAAGCAGGAGUGGCCGAAACACUGGCCUACAUUUAUCAGCGAUAUUGUUGGAGCGAGCCGCACCAGUGAGAGCCUUUGCCAGAACAAUAUGAUCAUUCUUAAGCUCCUCAGUGAGGAGGUGUUUGACUUCUCCAGUGGUCAGAUGACACAAGUAAAAGCAAAACACCUGAAAGACAGCAUGUGCAAUGAGUUCUCCCAGAUAUUCCAAUUGUGCCAGUUUGUGAUGGAAAAUUCCCAGAAUGCUCCACUUGUGCAUGCUACAUUAGAAACUCUGCUGAGGUUUCUCAACUGGAUUCCCUUGGGCUAUAUCUUUGAAACCAAACUCAUCAGUACUCUGGUGUACAAGUUUUUAAAUGUGCCGAUGUUUCACAACGUGACGCUGAAGUGCUUGACUGAGAUAGCAGGAGUCAGCGUCAGCCAGUAUGAGGAGCAGUUUGUCAGUCUCUUCACUCUGACCAUGAUGCAGCUCAAACAGAUGCUUCCUUUGAACACCAACAUUCGAUUGGCGUAUGCAAAUGGUAAAGAUGAUGAGCAAAACUUCAUUCAGAACCUCAGCCUCUUCCUCUGCACCUUCCUCAAAGAACACGGACAGCUGAUAGAAAAGAGGCUGAACCUCAGAGAGACUCUUAUGGAGGCUCUACAUUACAUGUUGCUGGUGUCCGAGGUGGAGGAGACGGAGAUCUUUAAGAUCUGUUUGGAGUACUGGAACCACCUGGCAGCUGAGCUUUACAGAGAGAGUCCUUUCUCAACAUCCACCUCUCCUCUCCUCUCAGGGAGCCAACACUUCGAUGUACCGCCCCGCAGACAGCUAUAUCUGCCGGUGCUGUCUAAGGUACGUUUGUUAAUGGUGAGUCGCAUGGCCAAGCCAGAGGAGGUGCUGGUGGUGGAGAAUGAUCAGGGGGAGGUGGUUCGGGAGUUCAUGAAGGACACAGACUCCAUUAACCUCUACAAGAACAUGAGGGAGACGCUUGUUUAUCUUACCCAUCUGGACUAUGCCGAUACAGAGCGUAUUAUGACAGAAAAGCUUCAUAAUCAGGUGAACGGUACUGAGUGGUCCUGGAAGAACUUGAACACGUUGUGCUGGGCCAUUGGUUCCAUCAGUGGAGCCAUGCACGAAGAAGAUGAGAAACGCUUCCUUGUCACUGUCAUUAAGGACUUGCUAGGUCUAUGUGAGCAGAAAAGAGGGAAGGAUAACAAGGCCAUCAUUGCCUCCAACAUCAUGUACAUAGUGGGCCAGUAUCCACGGUUCCUACGUGCACACUGGAAAUUCCUUAAGACUGUUGUCAACAAAUUGUUUGAGUUUAUGCAUGAAACUCAUGAUGGAGUGCAGGACAUGGCGUGUGACACUUUCAUUAAGAUUGCUCAGAAGUGCAGGAGGCAUUUUGUGCAGGUGCAGGUGGGAGAGGUGAUGCCCUUCAUUGAUGAGAUCCUCAACAACAUCAACACCAUCAUCUGUGACCUCCAGCCCCAGCAGGUGCAUACAUUUUACGAAGCUGUCGGCUACAUGAUUGGAGCACAGACUGACCAGGCUGUACAGGAACACCUUAUAGAAAAGUACAUGUUGUUACCCAACCAGGUGUGGGAUAGCAUCAUUCAGCAGGCCACCAAGAAUGUGGACAUCCUGAAGGACCCAGAGACAGUAAAGCAGUUGGGCAGCAUCCUGAAGACCAAUGUCAGAGCGUGUAAAGCUGUUGGACACCCUUUUGUUAUUCAGCUGGGCCGAAUCUACCUGGACAUGCUAAAUGUAUACAAGUGCCUCAGUGAAAACAUCUCUGCUGCCAUCCAAACUAAUGGUGAGAUGGUGACAAAGCAGCCUCUAAUCAGGAGCAUGCGCACAGUGAAGAGAGAGACUCUAAAGCUGAUAUCAGGCUGGGUCAGCCGCUCCAAUGACCCACAGAUGGUGGGGGAGAAUUUUGUUCCUCCGCUGUUGGAUGCUGUGCUUAUUGAUUACCAGCGCAAUGUCCCAGCGGCAAGAGAACCUGAAGUGCUUAGUACCAUGGCAACAAUCGUAAACAAACUGGGUGGACACAUUACUGGAGAGAUCCCGCAGAUAUUUGAUGCAGUGUUUGAGUGCACAUUAAACAUGAUCAACAAAGAUUUUGAAGAGUAUCCAGAACACCGGACGCAUUUCUUCUACCUGCUGCAGGCGGUGAACUCUCACUGUUUCCCAGCAUUCCUGGCCAUCCCACCAGCUCAGUUUAAGCUUGUGCUUGACUCUAUUAUAUGGGCUUUUAAACACACUAUGAGAAAUGUGGCAGACACUGGUCUUCAGAUUCUCUACACACUGCUGCAGAACGUGGCCCAGGAGGAAGCAGCAGCUCAGAGCUUCUAUCAGACAUAUUUCUGUGACAUCCUACAACACAUCUUUUCUGUCGUCACAGAUACAUCACAUACAGCUGGAUUGACCAUGCAUGCUUCUAUUCUGGCGUACAUGUUCAACCUUGUCGAAGAAGGAAAAAUCAGUGCAACUCUAAACCCCUCAAACCCAGUCAACAACCAAGUGUUUAUUCAGGAGUAUGUGGCCAACUUGCUCAAAUCAGCUUUUCCACACUUACAAGAUGCCCAGGUCAAAGUAUUUGUUACUGGCCUAUUCAGUUUAAACCAAGACAUCCCAGCAUUCAAGGAACACUUGAGGGAUUUCCUUGUACAGAUCAAGGAAUUUGCUGGUGAGGACACCUCGGACCUGUUCCUGGAGGAGAGGGAGGCGUCACUGCGUCAGGCCCAGGAGGAGAAACACAAGCUGCAGAUGUCAGUGCCUGGCAUCCUCAAUCCUCACGAAAUACCAGAGGAGAUGUGCGACUGAGUUCGCACGCAAACGCCCAGCACACACACUGCGCUGACUCCUAAACAAACUAAACACACGACUAAAGCAGUGUCGUGGCUGCUCUUCUGUGGGCUGUCUGUGUGUUUUCUCGUAAGCGUGUGUGUGUGUGUGUGUGUGAGUACUUUAGGCUCUUCCUGCAAGGAGACGAUUUCCGCACUUGGCUGUCUCUUGACCAAAACAAUGCCAAUAUGUAAAAGAUACUGUCACCCAGUGGCCCUAUUUGCAUAGUACGCGUUUCAUACAGACACUUUUACGUAUUACCUUUCCAUUGUUAACUGCUUUCCGUUUGGUCACUGUAAUCCGAAUGUGCAUGAAGUGUCACAUCUGUACAAUUAACUCGCUUGUGCUGGCUUUUAUUUUUGUUGCCCCUCUUCCCUUCUAUUUCCUCCUCUUCUUCCACACAUCAUGUAUUUGUUCAUGAAUAUUAUAUAUAAAGACCAGAGUGCAGUUUGUUGUGUUUGCGGAGGGCUGUAUGUAUUCUGGCAGCGGGUAGAUGGUACCUGGUUGUCAGUGUGUGUGGGCCAGUGAGCGACGCACCUGGUCCAACCUAUGAGAAUGUCAACGAAUGUCUGUGAUUGGUGAGUAAGCAGAGGUGCUGUGCGCUCAUUGGUCUGUGAUUCGUGUGUGUUGGGUGAGCAGCAUGAAGUGGUUCGGGACUAAAGUAGCUCUCAGCAGAAUGUGAAGCGGAUCGCUGAGUUGAACUGUCUGAUCGAUGCUGCUGUGGUUGUGAGUGGCGUUUCGAAACGACACUCCAUUCGCUUUUUUUCCUGCACAGGAGUGUUCAGUAGCCCCUCUACAUGUUCAUAUCAGCAUUACUGUACAGCAUCUUUACUAUCAUGGGAACACGCGGAUGUUUCGUCCUGUUUUGUUGUGGGUGUGAGAGCGUGCGUGUGUGUUGUCGCUAAGCCGACAUCAGGUUUUUUGUUUUCCUCAAUGAGGACGGUUGCUCCUUUUGUGAGCUUUCAUUAAAUUGAAGUUUAAAAAAAAAAAGUGGUUGAAAUAUUUAUGGGUUCUUGUAGGCUACACCUUUAUAACUGCUCAUGUUAACUCACUCAGAGACUGCUUUGGAGUUUUUCAAAUUGUACUAAUUUACAUUGUUUACCAUGCUGUAGUGCUGCAGGACACUACUUAGAGCAAAAUAAAUCUCAGUUUACAUUUAAUUUUGUAUUUUUGCAUUUUUUUUUUUCAUUUUUAUCUUUAAGUCCUGUCCUAAUAAUAAAAUGCAGGGGUUUAUUUGGGAUACAACUGCAUUAAUGCCAACAUUCUCAUUAGGAAGAAGAAUGUACCAAUCCAAAUACUGAUUAUCAAUGGUGAAUUUCCCCCUUUACUAUGUGUUGCAUUUGUUGUGAAACUUUUUGAACUGAUUAAAGUUGGAAGAAUUUUA
Puntigrus tetrazona (Sumatra barb) is the source of this 4988-nucleotide messenger RNA. RefSeq names its product exportin 1 (CRM1 homolog, yeast) b (gene xpo1b). NCBI's taxonomy places the organism in Eukaryota, Metazoa, Chordata, Actinopteri, Cypriniformes, Cyprinidae. The transcript has 25 exons. Gene Ontology annotation, molecular function: small GTPase binding; nuclear export signal receptor activity. Gene Ontology annotation, biological process: ribosomal large subunit export from nucleus; protein export from nucleus; ribosomal small subunit export from nucleus. Gene Ontology annotation, cellular component: cytoplasm; nucleus. The coding region runs from base 368 to 3583 and encodes 1071 amino acids. The record is from RefSeq and is a predicted model, not a curated record.